CCCAGCAUUCCACACCAUGUAGCUGCAGCAGCUUUUUUCACUCAGGCGCUUUUUCUCACCUGACGUCUCUGCUGCCUCUCAGGAAAGCUCAGUUCAAGUUUAUUCUGUUGACAGCUUUCAACACCCCGGUGGAUUGCCUGCUGGAAACAUGUUUGUGUCGGCUGUGAAUCUCAUUGCCCUGGUGUGCUUCUGCUCUCGCCACGCUGCUUUUGGACAGGAAUGCCCAAAUAGGCAGGAAAUCCAAGGCACUCUGAAGCAAGUCCAGAAGCUUUUGUCGGCCCACGAAGCCUCCUGUUUGCAGAGCCUGCGUAACCUGAGGAAGAAAAUAAAUUUACUUCAGAGCAAUGCAGGGAAGCAGACAGCAAAACCAGUAAACAGUACCUGCCCAAAAUUGGAUGCACCCAUUAACGGGAGGAAACUUGGCAAAUCCCACAACGUUGGUCAUGAGGUCCACUUUCUGUGUGACCCUGGGUAUGAAAUCGUGGGAUCAGAAAGCAGAGUUUGUCAGGAAAGCCUGACCUGGAGUGGCCAGCAGCCAACAUGUCGAGAGUUCAAUGAGUGUGCAUCGUCUCCCUGCCUGAAUGGUGGGACGUGUAUGGAUGAGGUGAACCAGUUUUCUUGUGUCUGUGCCAAAGGCUGGGCUGGGGAAACCUGUCAAAGCCCUGUGCCAACAUUCUUCAUCACCACGACGAACACUUCUGCCGGCUCCGCUUCAGCUGCUUCCACCUUACCAGCUUCCACAACCGGGCCGUACGUUCGUCCGUCACGCUGCAGUAUCGUGCAGGGUACCACCCACUGCACCUGUGAGCCGGGAUACACCAUCUCUGGCAGAGACAGCUACAGCUGCACCGACAUAGAUGAAUGUGAGCUCUUCCAUAAUGGACCUGCGGGAAAACUGUGUUUACAUAAGUGUGUUAACACCCCUGGAGGCUAUCGCUGCUCCUGUCCUGCUGGGUAUAAUGUUACUCGUGAAGGACGCAGCUGUAAAGAUGUUGAUGAGUGCGCCACCAGGCAGAACAACUGCACAAAGGACCAGAUGUGUGUUAACACAUACGGUGGCUUCCAGUGUGUUCGAGUGGACUGCCCUAAAAUCCCUCACGCUACAUAUGUCAAAACAUCGCCCACGCGUUGUGAACGUAACCCCUGCCCUUUGGACAACAAAGCCUGUUCUCAGACCCCAAACUCCUUUUCCUACCAUUACCUGGCUGUGGUGUCCAACCUGUCCGCCCCACGCGUCAUGUUCAGAGUCUCGGCCCUGAGGCAACUAGGCGACACGUUGCGCUUCACCCUGCUAGGGGGGCGGCAGGCGCGCCGGCACUUCACGGUUCAGCGUUCAGACCGUCAGACGGGUCAGCUGAUGCUGGUGAGCCCCGUGCAGGGCCCCGCCACUCUGGAGGCAGAGGUGGAGAUGAGCGAGCUGGAGAGACGGGUCCAGCUGGGAAGAUACAUCACCAAAAUCACCAUGUUUGUUUCCCAGUAUGAAUUCUAAAAUCAGAAAAUGAAUACUUCACAAAGAUAGAGAAGACUGUAGAAGUUGAGAGGCAAAGAGGAAAACCAGUACCUACAUGAUGCUGAACAAGGCAGAAGUAAACUGUCUAUCAAGCAUGCUGUGAUGACACGGGUGAUCCAUACAUGAUGUGUGAACAUUGUAUAACUAUUAUUUUUGCUGUCUUUAUAUUCUGGUUUUCAUACUUGUGUGAUAGAACCUCAUAUUUGUACCUCUGUGCAAUAAUUAAAUAUCACAUACACAAUUCA
This is a messenger RNA of Fundulus heteroclitus (mummichog), 1755 nucleotides long. RefSeq names its product fibulin-7. NCBI's taxonomy places the organism in Eukaryota, Metazoa, Chordata, Actinopteri, Cyprinodontiformes, Fundulidae. The transcript is spliced from 8 exons. Bases 149 to 1489 code for a protein of 446 amino acids. Gene Ontology annotation, molecular function: calcium ion binding. The record is from RefSeq and is a predicted model, not a curated record.